UGGCUAGCGGAUUUGGACGACUUACCAGAAUCAAGAACCGGAAGUUUAUCUCAUCUUUCGUCUUCAUCCUCCUCAAUUUCCAAUCAAGUUCGGUUUUUAUUUAUACCCUUCUCUGUUGUCAUGGCAAACUCGCUGGCUUCUUUUGCAUGGACGCUCCCAAGGAGGAACAUGACCGCGGCAGCGGCGGCGAUUCCGCUGCCCGUCCGCACCAGGAAUUAUCCACCGUCUUUGGUUACUCCGGAAAUCUUUAUCCUCUCGAUACCAUAGAGUCUUGCGUACAAGCCGGCGAUCCUGGCCAGCCAUUGGGUUCGGUCCCGGCAGAACAGGCUAUGCAAGAGCAUUCUUCCGGUCGACAGAAUGCGGUUCAGAGAUUUGAUGUCCCUCCUGACGGGUUCCAAGAUCGGCAGCUGGGAGGAUUUCUCGACCAGGAAGCGUAUCCUCAGUGCCAUGAUACUCGCCAGCAUCUCCACUUCGAUGAUGUAAUGUCCUGCCACUGUUCCACUCCUAGGAGCCACGUUUCCUGCGCAGGCCACAAUCAUGCCGGUUUUAGUUCGGGAAUGCCUCCUGCUAGCAUGCAGAACUGGGGCCAUUCGCUUUUGAGCAAUGGCGGACCGGAAGAAUCCAGUAGCUGGCAACAAUUCAGCGAUGCAAGCGAGAUGUCAUCCCAGUGCCUGAUUGAUAAGGAGAAGCUGAUUCAGAUGCCGGAGGACUUGGACAGUAGCUUUGUUUCCAGCAAUCCAACCUGGGAAUUCUCCGAUCCUGUUGCCGGUGGUCAAAAUGGAGAGGGAGAGACUACCACUGCAAAAAAUUGGAGCAGCGAAACCGCUUCCAAAGUACAAGAUCAAAAGAAGGCUCCAGAACCAAGCUCGGGCACUCCUGGAAGGAGGGGGAGGAAGAAAGCAGAAAAUGCCACAGAGAAUGGAAGCACGAAAAGAUGCAGUUGCAGGAGAUCCAAAUGCUUGCAACUAUAUUGCGAAUGCUUUGCAGCGGAACUUUUCUGUAUCGACAGUUGUACAUGUAGACUCUGCCACAACAACCUUGACACGGAAGACUCAGUUUACACGGCAAAGGACCGGAUUAAAUCUCAUAAUCCUCUUGCAUUUGGUCCGAAGGUAGUUCGGCAUCCCAAGGAUUUGCCUCCAGAUAAAGCAGAAAGUGGUGGUCGUGUUGGUGGUAGGAGUGAGGACACCCCAUCAUUCGUGAGGCACAAACACGGAUGUAAUUGCAAGAAGUCUCAGUGCCUGAAAAAUUACUGCGAAUGCUAUCAGGGCAAAGCUGGAUGUUUCCAUGAAUGCAACUGCCAAGAUUGCUCUAACCCUUUUGGCCCGAAAUCAGCAGCAGAGCAAGGGAUUGACAGGAAGGAAAUGUCGCCUACCGGAACGCCGGAUGGUAUGCAGGGCAUGCCCAACUCCAUCCGAACAGGGAUCGGAGGUGGGUCUGCUUCGACUUUGGAAGGAACAGUCAAUAUGCUCAACAACGCUCCAUCUCCGAGUCCUUCGGCAUCUUCCAAUUAUGCCGACACAAGUGGCUGCUCAAGUGCUACUCGAGCCAAGAGAUACAAUAGCAUGAGUACUUCUUCGCUGUCCAACCCAGCGAAUGCUAGCUCGCCCUAUCAGAGACAAGCAUCAACUCCGCAGUUUCGGUCUCCUGGACGGAGUCGAAGCAUUUCCCCAAGCUCAAGACUUGCCCGCAAACCAGACUCGUGGACUCCUCCUUCCCAAGAUGGCGAGCCCGGAGGCGGUUCAAGUCAAGCGUAAAUCAGUAACCGAGGGAACCAGUAUCGAUUCAGAGGAGCACGAUCUGAGAUGAUGCUCGUUGAGCAACGAAAUCUUGACUUAGCUUUUAGUGCUUUUGCAGUUCUAGAGAUCAAGACUUUUUUCAUCACUUACGAAGAUGAUAAGCCUUUUGGUUGCUUUUUUAGGAUAUCUUGCAUUGGUCUGUAGGUUUUUUAGGAGCUUGCAUUGGUCUGCAGUCAGCUAAUUAUCUUUCUCAAUCCUAGUGCCAAUGUUUUUCAUAGGCGAAGUUAUCAAAUCAGAAUUUGAAUUUGCAGAGUUUACUUGAUCGCCCUUCGGUCUUCUCUGGGUCGCCAUGCCAUCAUGUCGAUGGUUAUCUGCUCGUAAUUUGAUGCAUGAACUUCGCAGUGUUCGUUGGAUUCCCCGAAAUGCCUUGAUACAAUCCCGGGCCUGCAUUGACACCUUGGUAUCAGCACAUGACUACAUUUAC
Molecule: messenger RNA, 2223 nt
Organism: Eucalyptus grandis
Lineage: Eukaryota; Viridiplantae; Streptophyta; Magnoliopsida; Myrtales; Myrtaceae
Exons: 9
Coding region: 147-1757 (536 amino acids)
Molecular function (GO): DNA-binding transcription factor activity
Source: RefSeq, a predicted model, not a curated record